CUUUCCUUUAAUUCAAUAUGGCAUCAGCAAUUGAUCGUGAAAAGGAGUGUCCCUUCUUAUUAAGAAUAUUUACUCGUAACGGAGGUCAUAACCCUCUAAGUCAAUAUACACUAGACUCAGUUCCUUCUGAAGAAUUAAGCCUGUAUACUUGGAAGAAUGCCACUUUAGAAGAAAUUGCCCAAUUAAUUGAACAAGUAAUUCCUGAAGCAAGAGACCCUGAUGCUCGAAUUGCUUUUCGCUUGAUUUAUCUUGAUACUGAGCGGGCAAGGUACGCCAGCCGAGACAUUGGCCGUGUUGUUGCCGCUAGUCCUACAGAUGAUCAAAAAAAGACACUGGAAGAAUGUAAAUUUUUCAUUGGGGAUUACUUGGAUGUAGCUGUAUUUAUUGGACCACCACCUGCUGCUCAACUCAAAAACAAUCGUAAUAGAGAUGGAAGACGUUCUGAUCGAUUUGGAGGCGGCCGAUUCAACAAUAGCGGUAAAAGAAACUAUGCACCUUAUAAUAACAAUCGAUUUGGCAGAGAUAGACCACCACCAAGAAGAUUCUAAUAAAGCAUUCUCCCUGCAUAAUUAAUUAACUUUUUUUUAAUUUCUGAAUAAGGAUAAAUCAAUUGCAUAUAUAAAGAACGUUUAUUUUUUUAAGAAGAAACAUGUCUUUUUUAUAUGCUGACUAAAGGUUU
Molecule: messenger RNA, 679 nt
Organism: Gilbertella persicaria
Lineage: Eukaryota; Fungi; Mucoromycota; Mucoromycetes; Mucorales; Choanephoraceae
Product: Sin3 associated polypeptide p18-domain-containing protein
Exons: 4
Coding region: 18-548 (176 amino acids)
Biological process (GO): negative regulation of DNA-templated transcription
Cellular component (GO): nucleus
Molecular function (GO): transcription corepressor activity; transcription factor binding
Source: RefSeq, a predicted model, not a curated record